AGUUGGUGUUUAAAACUAGUCCGCACAACACGUUGGCGUAUAGUAAUGAAACAAAAUAAAAUUUAAAGAAAAAAUUUUAUAGAAUUUAUUUAUUUUUUAUAUUUUUAUAAAAAAACUGCUGACACACAACAAAACGGUAUCGAAGUAUGUGUACAAAUAAUACUAUAUUAUUAACAACAACAGCCACAAUUAAAUUCAACGACCAGAAAGAAAAACAACCAAAAAGUCUGAAAAAUAUGUAAUACAAAACGUGAAAAUAUAAUACUUCGUUCUUUGAAAAAAAGUUAAUUUUUUUUUUAUAAAAAAUUUAAAAGAAUAAGUGAAACAUAAUAAAAAUAAAGAAUAUUUCAAAGUAUUAUUCAAAUACACAUGCACAUCAAUUGAUUUGAUACAGAACGAAUAAAUUGAAAUAAAUUGUUUAAAAUUAAAGAUAUUGCACAUGUGUAUAUAAUAAAAUUGAAUAUAAGUUAUUGAUUAUUGAAAAAAUAAAUAAAAAGUGCAACACAAAAAAACGAAAGAUAAUUUCCGGGCUGAUUUGUUAACAUAUAUAUAUAUAUUUUUUUUUGAUUUCGAAAAAAAUUUUUAAAUAGACAAAAACCAUUACGAUUUAUUUUACAUAGAACUGAAAAUACACACAAUUAAAUUUACGUACGAGAGAGUACCAACCAUCCGACAUACAAACAAACAUACACUAAUUCUGCACGUAAUCGGUUGAUUGUACAAGUGAAUGUGUUUGUAUUCUUUUUCACUUGUGUGAAGGAAUUCUGAAAUUCAACUACAGAAACAACGACGACCACAAUCCGAGCAGAAAAAGAAUCAUCAUCAUCACAUUGGACACAAACAAUUUUGCUCUUUAUUUUGUUGUGCUCUACUGGUAGCCAACACGAGUCGGUGUAUGCUGAAUUUAAAAUUUUUGCCUGUGCUUAUUAGAGAGAGCGCCCGAGUGUACUUGUUCGCAUUUUAUCGGCUUGCGCUACGUGCCGUAACACAAUAAUCUCCACUCCCCCGUUUGGUUCAAGUGCUACGCUCUUGAGGUUGUCAUUUUAUGAGUUAAAAAAUAAAACCAAAACAGCAAUCUCAACAUUUGAUUUGGAUUUUAAUUUUUUGUUGGUUCUACACUGCACAUUUUCUUAAAUACUUACAGCAAAAACAGUAUUUAAAACAAGACUUCAUGUAACAAUAAAAAUAACAUCAAAGAGAAAGAUUACAAAUCGAUUGAUACUCUUCCCCCAUUAAAAAAAAAAAAACACAAUAAACACAUCCAUCUUUACUGUAAAUAACAGUUUAGGGGAAAACAAUAAUAAUACAUCAAUACAAUUGCAUUGGAAAACUUGACAACUUCUCAACCAAAUUUUUAAUUCAAAAUUUUGUACUUAUUGUAUACCGGUCGUCCGAUAGAACUAUUACACCGAAAAACAAUUUAAUGAUUUAUAAAAUAAAACCGGCGAAAUUCGUCAUUAUACACUUGCAGAGGUGAAAUAUUAAAUAACAACACCAAAAACAACUACUGACAGCAGCAGCAGAAUGAUUAGUUUUUAAUAAUUCAAAACAUGUAAUAUUUGUUUGCUGCCUGAAUCAAUGUUGUUGUACUUAAGAAUUUGUAAAUUUAUAAAUACCUAACAAUUGCCGUAUUUACUAGUUCUCUAAGAAAUUGCGAAUAAACACAAAAUAAAAUAAAAAGACCAGCAACCAACAACAAACUUCAAUUCAAAAUUAAAUGUGUGAAAAAAUCUGAGUUAAAGAAAUAAAAAAAACAAAUUUAAAACGUGCUUAGACUUAAAUAUAAUAUAAAACAACAAGAAAAUUGUAACUCAUAUUGUUCAUUGAUUGUUGUUUUUUAUGUUUUGCCGUAUUUGUUUUAUGCAGUGAAUAGUGAAAAAUUAAUUAUUAUUGCUCCUUUUUUAUGUUCUGUGUUUUUUGUACUUGUGCUCGUGUGUGUUUUUGUUAUUGCUUUUGAGUUUAUGUCAUAAAUAUACAUAUGUACAUAUAUACAUACAUAGAUUCAUACAUACUACAUAAAUAACAGUGUAUGUAUGUGUUUGGGGUAUUUUAUGAUUUGUUUUUUCGCAUAAACCUCUCUAAACAAAAUCUAUUCUAUUCAAAACAAGCAAUAAUCUAAUGAUCUAUUUUUAAAUACAUAUUAAUAUUUAAAUAGAUACAAAGAUACAACAAAACAAAAUAAAACAAACUAAACUAAACAAACAAGCGAGCGAAUCAAAAAUAAUAAAUAAAGAAAAAUUUAAUAAAAAAAGAAGAAAAAACAACAACAACUAGAUAAAUGAAAAAAAUUUUUCAAAUGUAGUUGAAAAUAAUUUAAAUAAAUUUUUACUUGCAACGUAAACAUAUCAAUUAUACUACAAUAAUUCUUACAUAGAAGUAAAUAAAUAAAUAAAUAAAUAAAUAUAAUUCAAAACAUAAUCAAAAGUUCUUUAAGAACAACAUAAAUAAUUCAAAUAUUUUAUUUAAAAUAAAAUCGAAUUAAAAAUCAAAAUUAUUAUCAAAAGUAAACAUAUCAAAUUAUUUGAAUAAUAAGAAAAAAUAAAAUAAAUAAAAUUAAAUUAAACCAAUUAAAUUGGAUAAGGCGAUUAAUAAAAAAGCUGCAUAAAAAAUAAAUAAAAUCAUAUCAAUGAGCAUUUUGGAAAUAAUUGUGUAAACCGUCAAAAGUGUAAUAUUUUUAUUGUAACUCAAAAAUAUCCCAACGAUAUUGCCUUUUUGUGAUAGUUUGUAUAUCUAUGUAUCUGUGAAUAAAAAUAAGUGAAACAUAAAUACGCGUUAAAAAAAAUAAAAGUAAGCUCUCAAAAUUAGGGGUCGGUAACAAGGUGGCCUUCUACGAAAAAAUAACUUAAAGCGAAUAAUGCAAAUAGGAUAAGAUCGAUGUUACCACUACAUUUAAUGUCUCUCCAUGAAAUUUCAAAGCGAGAAGAAAGAACUAUGGCGUUAUGCGUCAAAAAACCUAACAGCUCCUGUCCGUGGGAUGACCAGACAGCAACCACUGCCGCAUCGCCUUCCACAUCAACGCCUCCCUCAGUCCCGAGAGUUUGCCACAAGAAUGCUACAACCUCCCCAGUCAACGUUAUUGGGCUGUUGCGACGGCUAUGGCGAGAGCUCAACGUCAUCGAUGAGCAUGUUGAGGCAAGAAAAUGUCAGUACCCCUCCACCUCCCUACAGUUCUGUGCCUCAACUGGAUUGUUCCACGAAUGCAAUGGAGCAGGACUAUCGCUUGACAUUUCGUCAACAUCAGACAUAUGCCACAGACGGAGAAACAGAAACAUCAGUCUCAGCGACAGAUUCCGAUACGGGUUACAAUCGAAAGCAAGCACCCAGCAGAGAUGGUUGCAACUACGUAAACACUGGCGACAUAAUGCACGCCGACGAUUACGAAAAAUUGACCGAGACCAGCACGUCCAGCAGCUACCAGUUAACAGCGGAGCUGCAGAAGAAAGCUCGACGCACGUCUCCUCAACCAACAGUCCCAACAAAUCCCCCAACAAUUGCAACGACAGCAUCUUCCACGACAUCCAUCGCCGCUACCGCUGCCAAGAUUCUAAGGAAUUGCUGUGGCGGCACUUUCGGUUCUUCGAAUUCUGUUACAACCAACCCUUCCAAUACGAAUACCAGCCACAACAACAACAAUACCUGCAACAAAGUAAACUACGAAUACUCAAGAAGUGGUUCAGAUCAAGUGGCCAACAAUGGCAGCAUCAUCAACUAUACACCCGAACAACAUUUCAGCACCCUUAUGAAACAACUCAAGAGCAGUCAAAUAACGUCACUGCUAAAAGCAGUGAAAUCCCGACACGAUCAAGUAAUCCCCAUCACUCCAGCAACCAGCACCACCUCUUCCACCUCGUCUCAGCGCUGUUGUGUUGCCAACUACCAAACAAAUUGUAUACUAAUACGACGUGCCGAAAUUCUCGGCGAAGAACCAUAUGUGAUAGCAUGUCGCCUAUUUUUUUGGCGAGAUCUGAAAAACGCCUCCCAACUAAAACGUCUGCCCGUGUGUCCAAACGAACGCGAUCCAGUGUAUGUAUGUUGCAAUCCAUUACACUGGUGUCGCAUCCUCGAAACAGAAACUGCUCCACCUCCAUAUCAAAGGCAAAAUAUGAAUCAAAUCGAAGGCGAAAAUUCACAAAAUUUAAUAAACUCAUCCUCGUUCGGAGGCACAGACCCAGAAAACAUUCGACAAAACUAUUCCGAUCUACGUGUACGAGUUUCCGAAUCAGUAACCACUGACGGCGAAGAUCGCCGAUGUUCUCCAAAUUGGUGUGAAGUUGCAUAUUGGGAAAUGGCACAGCGGGUGGGUGAACGAUUUCCAGCUGAUACACCGACUAUAAACAUAUUUUCCGAUAAACCAUAUACAUCAACUGGUGACCAUAAAGAUGGCAUGUGUCUUAAGGAAUUAAUUGAAAAACGUACAACACCUUCGCCCGACGAUGUGCAAUACACAAGACAAAAAAUUGGCCUAGGUGUAACACUUAGCCAAGAAUCUGAUGGUGUGUGGCUGUAUAAUCGUUCGACUGUACCUAUAUUUGUGUACUCUCCUACCUUGACCGAAAGUUGGUACAGAGUUUGUCGAGUUGAACCAGGAGACUGUCUGAGAGCCUUUGACAAGUACAGGGCUCAAAACUUGGAACAUCCUGGCCAAUUACCAGGCGUACAAACCGGACCAAUCGACAAAUUCAGUAUGCGCAUCAGUUUUGGCAAAGGUUGGGGCUGUUAUUACAAACGUCCCGACAUCACACUCUGCCCCUGCUGGUUGGAGGUGCUUUUCAAACCUCAACGGUGACAGGCAUUGCAGCUGACAAACGGUGAAAAAUCUGUAUUAUUGGAAUCAACGGCAAGAACGGAUAGUAAAAACCGUCAAGCAGUGAUCUCCAAUAGUAAAUCGGCAGUAAUGAUAGAAAUAAUCAAAAAAGCAAAAUUGCAAUCGCGACAACGAGUGAAAAGAGAUGACGAUAAUGGUCUCUGUCACAGUACCACAACCAUCGAAACUAAAGCUCGUAAAAAGAAAUGGUCGUCUACAAUUUUUAUUGGUCAUAAGUAUCCAAUACAUCAGUGUAAGCUUCUAAAGCUUAAACUACAAACCACCCUAGUCAAAUUGAUCAAAUGUCUUCUGCUGGAAAAUGGGUCGAUUUCGAGAAAUAACAAAAUGGCCAUGUGAUUUCAAGAAUUCACAAAAAGGGAGAAAAAAGAACAUGAAUAACAACAUUUAAAAAAAAAUCAACUCAAGGACUGCAAUUAUAAUUUAUAUGAAGUGUUUUCUUUUUGUGUUUCAACUUUACAUCAACGAUAAACAAACAGAUAUACGAGUACGAAUAGGCUAUACAAACAAUAAUAAAUAAUUAAUUGAUUACUAAAUAAAUUAAUUAUUUAGUUUUAGACUUUUCUGCAAGAAAACGGUUAAACUGUUUAAAAUGGAAAUCCUGUGAUCCAAGUAACAAAAUAAAUUUAAAGAGGAAAAAAAUUAAAAAAUUAAAUUAAUUUAUAUAUUAAGUACAAUUCUACUAAUUUUUCUGCUAAAAUCAAUUGGUUCUAUUUAAUAUUUGCACUUACAAAACGACGAUAAAGAAUAUGUUGACGUUACACUUAAAUUCCAUAUUUAAAAAAGAGAUUCAAAAUAUUUUCAGAGUAUCCAAAUUAUGUACAUAUGUGUAUCUUUGAGUGUAUUUGUGUUUGUAUGUACAAAUGUGUAUAUUGUAGUUAUGUAUAUUUAAGUAUUGAUACUCUGCUGGCCAGAUAUCAACUUUAUAUAUUUUUCUUAAAUUGCGUAUCACUUUUUUACCACUAUAACACCAUUUACAUAUGUAAAAGAACGCUUCGCGUUAAUUGUGUUUUUAAUUAUGCUGUUUUGAUUGUACCAUUCAAAACAAAAUAGAAAUCGAAACUUUUGAAUUCUACGUGUGUCCUAUCAAAAACCGAUAUGAAAGAGUUAUUCGGUCCAGAAUUGAACACCAGUUAUUUGAUUAAAAACACCAUUUUGAUAUUUUUAACAAUAGAUGCAUUUAUAAAAAACAAUCGAUAUUUGACGGAGUUUACUAUUCUUAAACACAUUACGUUCAAAUUGCAGAGUGAAAUUGUAAUUAAAUAGGGGAGAGGAGAAGGAAGAUAUUUAGAAAACAAAGAACUGUGACGGUGUUAUUAAAAUAUUUUUUUAAUUAAUUAAAAAAAAAUCUUUUUUAUUCUUUUUUUCCUUUAAUUUAAAAAAUGAUCAUAUACGAACAUUGUGUUAUUUUAUGUUGAUAUGCAUCAUUUUCUGUUCUAUGUUAAUGAAUUGAAUUCUUUCAUUUUAACCUAAAGAUAACUUCAUAUUGUUAAAAUAACUGAACGAGAGAAAAACAAUUGUCCAAUUUACUGUCGAUGUUGUACAGUUGAAUCGUAAUAUGUCGUAUUUUUUGAUUAUUGAUUUGUUUUUGUUUCAAAAAAAUUUAUUUGAGAAAAUUUUAUGACAUACAAUGCUAUAACGAUACGACAUCGAUUGUGAAUUGGACAAACAUAUAUGUGGGAAUUACCUAUAAAUAUUUCGUUAUCUUAAUAAUGUGAAAGUAACUUAAAUUGUUUUUUUUUUAAUUUUUUAUAUACAUAUCUAUAUGUCAUUGUACUUGUUUAACCAUUGUCCUUUGUAGGCAUUAACAUCAACUUCAUAAUCAUUAUACGAAUCAUAAUUGCAAAAGUGUAUGCGAUUCAAAAUUUUUUUGCAAAAAGACUCACUUGCAUUUCAUUCCAAGCGGAAAUGCAAAAUGAGAUACUGUCAUUCAUCCGUAGUAGUAAAUAGAAAUUAUAUUUGUAUUUAACAUCGUCCUGUCAAUAUCCUCAAAUCAGUCGAAUAUCGUGUUAAGAAUGAUAUCUCAAUAUACAUACAUAUGUACGUAUGUAUUUAUCUGAAGUCAUAUGUAUAUAUGUAUGUAUGUUGUGAGAUAAAUUAAAAAUAAUGUUGGUUAAAUAUUUAGAUAGUAAGGUUGGUUAUGUUUUGGUUAAACUGAAAUUUGAAGAUUAAGUUUUGAUAUUAUUUCAAAAAAACUUUUUAUUCAAGUACAUACACACUUUUGGGGUAAUUAUUACUUCGUUAUGUUUUUUUUUUUUUGAAAUUUUCCUAAAGACUAAUGUCUCAAAAUAGUGUAUUCGUAGUUAGUAAACCAGUGAAUGUUUUGUAGAGUUUGGACAAAAUUUUUGUUUAACUGCGAUUGAAAAAAAUCACUUACAUAAUCGAGUAGUAAUGAGUAUAUAUUAUAAAAAAUAAAUA
Molecule: messenger RNA, 7240 nt
Organism: Lucilia cuprina (Australian sheep blowfly)
Lineage: Eukaryota; Metazoa; Arthropoda; Insecta; Diptera; Calliphoridae
Gene: Dad
Exons: 7
Coding region: 2903-4786 (627 amino acids)
Biological process (GO): regulation of transcription by RNA polymerase II; anatomical structure morphogenesis; SMAD protein signal transduction
Cellular component (GO): heteromeric SMAD protein complex
Molecular function (GO): I-SMAD binding; transcription regulator inhibitor activity
Source: RefSeq, a predicted model, not a curated record